CGCCUCUGCUAGCUAAAUCAACCGAACCACUGGAGUGACACAGGUAGAGAGAGAGAGAGAGAGAGACAAAGCAAGCAAGAUACUUUGGCCGGGAAAAUUCGACGGCGAUUUGUCUCACUGUUUUCAUCAUCUUCAGGUUAAGUGUACAUACAUGGAUGAAGACGCAGAGAGUAGUACUACUGGUACAUGUGUACGUGCGGCCAAACGCUCGGGUAAUCUAGAUAGGCUGAGCAAAUUACCAGAUUGUUUGCUAUGUCAGAUUCUUUUAAAACUUCCCACAAAAGAUGUGGUUAAGACUGGUGUGUUAUCCAGUAGAUGGGGAAAUCUCUGGAGAUAUGUACCUGGUUUGGACUUGAGGUAUGGUGACUUCCCGGAGUACAAAGCUUUUAUGUGCUUCGUCGAUCGCUUUCUUGGUUUUAACAGUGAGUCGUGUCUGCAAAAUUUUAAGUUAAACUACCAAUACGUAAGGGUAAAGUACGAAUGGAAGUGGGAUGAUCUUGAUAAUGCUAAUGUCGCCCGGUGGAUUAACACUGUUGUUAACCGCAAAGUUGAACAUCUUCAUAUUCUAGAUGGCAAGUGGUGCGAAUAUGAAGUGCAGAUACCUCCAGCUGUUUACACAUGUGAUAGCUUGGUAUCCCUAAAGCUCUCUGACGUAAGCUUUACUACUCCCAAGUCCGUUUCUUUACCUUCCCUCAAAGUUAUGUAUCUUGAUAUGGUUAAGUUUGCCAACGAUUGGUCUUUCGAGAUGCUGAUCUCAGGCUGUCCAGUUCUCGAAAGCUUAACUAUAAAGAGGAGUGCUUGUGACAAUGUAGAUUAUUUACGUGUUUGCUCUCAGUCUCUUCUUAGCUUCACCCUUAUGGGCCACUGUAACGAGGAUAUAGAUGAAGAACAAGUAGUUGCAAUUGAUGCUCCUAAGCUUGAGAAUCUCAAGCUUUAUUGUCAUGAAACUGCAAGUUUUGUUAUAAAUAACUCGGCAUCCCUCGUUAAGACGACCAUCGACGUUUUGUUUAACUUGUCUUUCGAAAAGGGUAGGUUUGAUCCGAAUGAUCUACCAAAGAGAAAUAUGAUCCGUAACUUUCUCCUCGGGAUAUCUAGUGUCAAAGAAAUGGACAUCUCUUCAGAUACCCUUGAGGUCAUCUAUAAUUACUCAAGAUGUGAACGAUUACCUUUAUUUCGUAACCUAUCUUCCUUACAUGUUGACUUCGGCGACUACAGGUGGGAAAUGUUGCCAGUCUUUCUGGAGAGCUGCCCGAAUCUAAAAUCUCUCUCAUUGGGAUUUAGUAAAACUCCAGGGGAGGAGCCAAUUAGUAUUUUGCUUGGACCGCAUUGUAACCUACCAUCUCUGGAGUUUGUUGACAUAGUAAAGCCAAUGGUAGAAGAGGAGGCAACAGAAAUGAAACUAAUGAGUUACUUUCUAGAGAACUCACCAAUCCUCAAGAAACUCACACUACGCUUGGGUAAUUUCAGAGGAAAAGAAAAUGAAUCUGCUUUCCUCAGGAAACUCCUUACCGUUCCAAGACUCUCUAGCUCAUGCCAAGUUGUCAUUUGCUGAUCCUCAAUAGUCUUUUGGCAAUUAGCAGAAAAUAGUUGUCUAUGUAUCUUUCUUCUUUUGUGAUGGUUUUGAAUCUUUUGAAGUUUCAGACUAGAAAAAAAAAAGAAUCAGGGCCUAUUAGGGAACUUCUAUAAAUCUAGAGACCUAUUCUUUUUCGAGAACUUAUAUAAUCAUCUCAUGCUGCCCUGUUUUCGUGAAUUUAAGUGAUGAUAUUGAACUUG
Camelina sativa (false flax) is the source of this 1773-nucleotide messenger RNA. RefSeq names its product putative FBD-associated F-box protein At1g78730. The record is from RefSeq and is a predicted model, not a curated record. NCBI's taxonomy places the organism in Eukaryota, Viridiplantae, Streptophyta, Magnoliopsida, Brassicales, Brassicaceae. Gene Ontology annotation, molecular function: protein binding.